Lolium perenne is the source of this 1116-nucleotide messenger RNA. RefSeq lists its product as uncharacterized. Lineage: Eukaryota; Viridiplantae; Streptophyta; Magnoliopsida; Poales; Poaceae. The record is from RefSeq and is a predicted model, not a curated record.
GCCCCCGUCAGUCUCGCCUUCGAUCGCCACCAAACCUCGCACCCCGCGCUGGCCCCUCGCCUCCCGUGCCAUCGACCGCUGCAAAAUGCAGGGCCUCGCCGACGACGAGGGCAGCCUCGCCACCGCGCCCAGCAGCCCUACGCGGCCGCGCCACAUCUGCUCCGGCCGAGACGGUGACCACGACGAAGACGGUGCAGGCAUCCACUACUUCUUCAGCUGCCCGGCCAGCCCCGUGCACUACAUCCUCCGCUCGCCGCCAGCGUCCUGCGCGUCGGUCCACUACGCUCCCUCCACCGACGGAGACUUCUGCACGGCCGCCGGCGACUUCGAGUUCGCCGCGCGCGACCGCGGCGUCGGCGCCGCUGGCGCCGGCGCCACCAUGUGCUCCGCCGAGGAGCUCUUCGUUUCCGGCCGCAUCCGCGUCGGCUGCCUCUCCCCCAUCCUCCAAGAAACCGAUCGCGGUGAGCAGAUGGAGGAGGUCGGCGUCGACGGCCGGUCACCACGGCAUCGCCGGGCCAGGUCGGCGUCGCCGCCCCGGAGCCCCCGGCUCGACAAGAACGCGGCGCCUUCCGGCUGCUUCGCGUCAGAUUCGUCUUCGUCCUCCUCCUCGUCCUCUUCCAAGACCAUCCGGCGGAGGAUAUCGCUGCGGGACCUCCUCGGCCGCACCUGCAGCGACCCCUCGGUGAGGCCGCCGCCGCCACCUAUCACCAACGGUGCCGAGAGGUCAGGCUCCUGGCUGCCUUCCAUAUGGCCGUCGCGGUCAAGGAAAGCCCUUCCCUGCCCAGCGCCGCUGCCUGCGCGCCGAUCCACGUCGUCGGUCAAGAAGGCGCUGGGCGGUGCGGGGUAUCAGGACGCGCCGCCGCGGCGCACGACGUCUCUGCCGUACCGGCAGGGCCUGGUCCUUGGAUGCCUGGGUUUAGGAGCGCGGAGCUACGGACUCGCUAAAUCCAUGCACCCGCUCUCCACCCGGUGAUCUCGUCACAUUUCUCAUAGUUUCAGCAGUGGUCAUAUGAAAAUACUGUAUUUGAUGUGCUUAUCGCCCCAGGGAAGAAUGGAAAACAAUUACUAUGUAAAUCUCAAAUAUGAUUUUGUUCUGUUGGUUGAAUCCUUAUUAUA